AUGGCUCCAGACAGAGGUCGCCUCUGGUGGCAGCGAAUCCUCGAAGAGUACGCCAUCGCCGCACCCAUAGCCAUCGGUGGCUUUUUCAUCGCGCGCUACAUAGUGAGCCAGAUCAACCUGGAUCCGGAGGCUGAUUCCAAACAGCGUGCCCAACUGGCAUCCGCGGCGAUCCUGCGUAGACUCGACGCGCCCGAUAAUGACCAGGGAUCCCCAUCCUCGUCUCUGAUUUUUGAUCGACCACGAAUGGAAGAUCUCCGUCUAUCACAAUACGAGCAGGUCAUUUUGCAAGAUUUGGUAUUCGCCGAAGACAUUCCAGUCUCUUUUGACGACAUCGGUGGUCUCAGUGACAUUAUUGAAGAGUUGCGAGAAACGGUUAUAUACCCUCUUACCAUGCCCGACCUCUAUGCCAGUACAUCCUCAUUACUGUCUGCGCCUUCUGGAGUUUUGCUCUAUGGUCAACCAGGAUGCGGAAAAACCAUGCUUGCCAAAGCACUAGCCCAUGAAAGCGGAGCAUGUUUCAUCAACCUACACAUUUCUACCUUGACCGAGAAGUGGUUUGGUGAUUCCAAUAAGUUAGUCAAUGCAGUCUUCAGCCUGGCAAGGAAGUUGGAGCCCACCAUAGUCUUCAUUGACGAAAUCGAUGCGGUGCUGGGUGUACGACAUAGCGGUGAACACGAAGCAAGUGGAAUGGUCAAGGCAGAGUUCAUGACACACUGGGAUGGUUUGGCAUCAGCCACUGUCACUGGUCGGCCUCAACGAAUAUUGGUUCUCGGCGCUACGAACCGGAUACAGGAUAUUGACGAUGCCAUAUUGCGGCGUAUGCCUAAGAAAUUCCCAGUCUCACUACCAGACAUGGCACAACGCCUCAAGAUAUUGAAGAUUAUGCUGAAAGACACGAAGAUUGAUUCCGAAAAUAUGGAUCUUGCCCAUCUAUCCCGAGUCAUGACUGGAAUGUCAGGCAGCGACAUCAAAGAAGCUUGUCGAGAUGCGGCGAUGAUACCUGUGCGAGAGAUGAUACAGCGGCAAAGACAGAGUGGGCAGCGGAUGCAACAAAUGAAGGCCGGAGACGUUCGAGGGCUUCGGACGAUGGAUUUCUUCCAAUCUACACCGGGCAACAAGAUAGCGAAACAGACCGAAUCGGGCAAAGCGUCACAGGACUGGAGCACCGAGUCAUCAUCGGCAGGGGAGGAUGAUAUGCAAGAAGCCGUCGAGCAGAUUGCAUCGACCGGGAUAGAUCCAGCCAGAUCACGACGACAUGCAUCUAUAGAUACUUAG
Molecule: messenger RNA, 1275 nt
Organism: Exophiala bonariae
Lineage: Eukaryota; Fungi; Ascomycota; Eurotiomycetes; Chaetothyriales; Herpotrichiellaceae
Exons: 2
Coding region: 1-1275 (424 amino acids)
Biological process (GO): extraction of mislocalized protein from mitochondrial outer membrane
Cellular component (GO): mitochondrial outer membrane
Molecular function (GO): ATP hydrolysis activity; ATP binding
Source: RefSeq, a predicted model, not a curated record